AUGAGUGUCAUGAAGCUGAGCACAGGCCUUAUUUUAGGAAUCUACACCAGAGAAAAAGAAAAUGAUGUGCCACAGUUUACAAGUGCAGGAGAGACUUUUGAUAAACUGGUGUCUGGAAAGCUGAGAGAAAUUUUGAAUAUAUCUGGACCUCCGCUGAAGGCAGGCAAAACCCGAACCUUUUAUGGUUUGCAUGAGGACUUCUCCAGCGUGGUGGUGGUUGGCCUCGGCAAAAAGGGGGUUGGAGUGGAUGACCAGGAAAACUGGCAUGAAGGCAAAGAAAACAUCAGAGCGGCUGUUGCAGCGGGGUGCAGGCAGGUUCAGGACCUGGAGAUCCCUUCCGUGGAGGUGGAUCCCUGUGGUGACGCGCAGGCGGCUGCGGAGGGAGCGGUGCUUGGUCUCUAUGAGUACGAUAACCUGAAGCAGAAGAAGAAGGCAGUGGUGUCGGCGAAGCUCCAUGGGAGCGGUGACCAGGAGGCCUGGCAGAAAGGGGUCCUCUUUGCUUCUGCGCAGAACCUGGCACGCCAGUUGAUGGAGACUCCUGCCAACGAGAUGACGCCAAGCACAUUUGCCGAAAUUAUUGAGAAGAAUCUCAAAAGUGCUAGUAGUAAGACGGAAGUCCACAUCAGACCCAAGUCUUGGAUUGAGGAACAGGAAAUGGGAUCAUUCCUAAGUGUAGCCAAAGGAUCAGAUGAGCCACCAGUCUUUCUGGAAAUUCACUACAGAGGCAGCCCCAAUGCAAGUGACGCACCUGUGGUGUUUGUUGGGAAGGGAAUUACCUUCGAUAGUGGUGGCAUCUCCAUCAAGCCUUCUGCAAAUAUGGACCUCAUGAGGGCUGACAUGGGAGGAGCUGCCACUAUAUGCUCAGCCAUUGUAUUUGCCGCCAAGCUUGGUCUGCCCAUUAACGUCAUUGGUUUGGCCCCUCUUUGUGAAAAUAUGCCCAGCGGUAAGGCCAACAAGCCUGGGGAUGUCAUUAGAGCCAAGAACGGGAAGACCAUACAGGUGGAUAACACCGAUGCCGAGGGGAGACUCAUCCUGGCUGACGCACUCUGUUAUGCACAUACCUUUAACCCAAAGGUCAUCAUCAAUGCUGCCACCCUAACAGGUGCCAUGGACAUAGCUUUGGGCUCUGGUGCCACUGGGGUCUUUACCAAUUCAUCCUGGCUGUGGAACAAACUAUUUGAGGCCAGUGUUGAAACAGGGGACCGUGUCUGGAGGAUGCCUCUCUUUGAACAUUAUACAAGACAGGUUGUAGACUGCCAGCUUGCUGACAUUAAUAACAUUGGAAAAUACAGAUCCGCAGGAGCAUGCACAGCUGCAGCUUUCCUGAAAGAAUUUGUGAAUCAUCCGAAGUGGGCACAUUUAGACAUAGCAGGUGUGAUGACCAACAAAGAUGAGAUUUCAUAUCUGCGUAAAGGCAUGACCGGGAGGCCCACGAGGACCCUGAUAGAGUUCUUGAUUCGGUUCAGUCACGACAGUUCUUAGUUCACUCUAAAAUUCCUGCCUUCUGUCUUAAAUGAGCAGUUGAGCUUCAAAAUAUUUUGGAAUGAAUGAAAAUUUUAUAAAGGAAACAAAGGAUGGUGUUUAAAAAUGUAGAACAGAAUGAAAUUUGUAUGCCUUGAUUUAUGAAGAGAUUUGAAAAUGUAAAGUUAGUGUCUUGGUUGGCAAAGAUUUUUAAUAUAUCCUAUAUAUGAUGAUUGAAUUUUUAAAAAACUACCUAAUCAUUUUUCAGAGUAUAUAUUUUUGAGGAGCAAAACUGUAUUCAGAUUUGUGAUGCCAGGAACAUGAACAAACUAAAAGUUACUGUGACAUGGUCAGAAACAAUAAAUCCAGCUUUUUGUGCUCC
Messenger RNA from Miniopterus natalensis, 1843 nucleotides. The record is from RefSeq and is a predicted model, not a curated record. NCBI's taxonomy places the organism in Eukaryota, Metazoa, Chordata, Mammalia, Chiroptera, Miniopteridae.